AUGGUCCAAGAGGGACUCUGUGUCUUCAUCCCUUGCAACUUCACUUAUGACCCAGCUGAUGCCGAUAUUAAUUCCAAAUUGAAUGCUUACUGGUCCAAGGGAGGAUGUCCACCUUCUCCUUUAGUGGCCACCAAUGAUCCAAAGAAAACUAUAGCAGAUAUUGCUCGGAAUCGCUUUUUUCUUUCAGAGGAAGUGGAACAAGGCAACUGUUCUCUUGUCAUCAAUGAUGCCCAAAGAAAUGAUGGUGGGGAGUACUGCUUCAGAAUGGAGAAAGAAACUGCUGCAAAAUUUAAUUUCCCAGAUAGAUUGAAAUUGACUGUAAGAGAAUUGCAAGACCCGGUAAUAAACUUUUCUGGGAAACUUAAGGCGAACGAUCAUGUAAAUAUCACUUGCACAGUGCCAGGAAGGUGUUACUUGAAGCCUCCACAUGUCUCCUGUAAAACAGUGGCUAGAAAUUUCACACUGAGUGCCUCUGUGUCAAAUGAUACCCACGUUCACAGUGUGUUUGACUUUACACCCUCAGUGGCAGACAACAAGCAGAACCUCACCUGCGCAGUCACCUAUGGAAAUGGAACCACCUCUAUCAACAAGGAGACAACUAUCCUUCUGAACGUCACAUACCCACCCGAGACGCCAGUUAUCAGUUACGAAAUUAGACGUCUAGAUAACAGUUCUGAAAAUGGAACAGAUGCCUCCCAGAUCACCAUAGAGGAAGGCGAAAGUGUGGUCUUAUACUGUAAAGCAGUGGGCAACCCAUCAGCCAACGUAACGUGGUUAAAUGGAUCAAAUAAUAUCAUAGCAGACAAUGAACUGAAGCUUUACAAGGUCAAGACCCAAGGUGAUUACAUAUGCCUGGCAACAAAUUCAGAGGGCUCCAAUAAUAAAGACUUCCGCAUCCUCCUAAAAUCAUCGGGGAAUCCGACGGAGCCAUCGAAUGCUGUUUAUCCAGCGGUGGGUGCCCUGGCUGUGAUUGCGGUCAUUGCGUUCAUCAUUGCAAUCAUCUUGAUUUUCAAAAGGUACCGGAGGAAAUCUAUGAUGGACUUGGAAUCUCAUAAAAGACUCCAAACACUCCAUAGCGACUUCCCCCCUAGUGACCAGGAUCCCAACCCCAUAGAUAAUGAUGUUACCAAAGAACCAGAAAAAGCUGAAGAAUCCACUGACAAAGUCCCCAGUGACCCUGAAGACCUUCAUUAUGCAUCUUUGACGUUUAUUGCACGGCAGGACAUACCAGAUGUGAUUCCAGAAGAAAUUCAAACAGAGUAUGCUGAAAUCAAGAGAUGCUCUCAGACUGUUCGAUGAAAACACAAACAUCAAGUAACAGGACUCUUCAGUCUAAUUGAAAUUGAGGAGAAGGCUGCGUCCUCGUUCUGAUCUCCUGUAUGCCUUUAGAAGAAAUCAUUUCCUUCUAUAGCAUUGCCUGUAUUGGAUUACACAGCUUCAACUAAUAAUAUAGUUGCCAUCCCGACCAUUCACCAAGACCUUGAUUAAUAUGGCCUCUCUAGGAAUCUCUCGAUCUUCCAGUGUUACUCUAUGGUCUAGACCCAUCAGAAUGUGACCAUAGAGUCCUACUGGAAGACCGAGAGAUUCCUAGAGAGGCCAUAUUAAUCAAAUCUGGAAAUGAUCAAAUCCUCAAAUGUAGAGGAUGGUUAACAUUUGUAAUUUGCUUAUAAUCCAUUCCAGGAUCCAAUUACCUCUGAUCCUGGAAUGGAUUGUUGAUACCUCUCUAGGAAUCUCUCAGUCUUCCAGUGCUAUUCUAUGGUCAAUGUUGUCCAGACCAUAGAGUUGCAGUGGAUAAACUAGAGAUUCCUAAAGAAGCCAUGUUAAUCAAAUCAGAAAAACAUCAAAUCCAGAAAAUUGGCCGACUCUAAUGAUUAAUUUAUAUAACGGUGAUCUCCAGCUCUUGAAGAUCUGGUUGUCUUCCUUCUUGAUGGUGUUUAGAUGUGAAGAGGGGAGAUCUUUAUUGUGCAAGAAUAUUGUAGGGACACGGUAAAAUAACCCCCAUAAAAUGAUCUAAAGCUUAGGGGAAUUAGGGAACUUUUGGUCUUGCAUUGGCUUUGGACUACAACUGCCACAAUACCUUAUCAUCAGCCAUAUUGGUUUGGACUGUUCAAAAUAUCUGGGAGGACCUUCGAGGGGAUGGAUGUCUUGUUGAAAAACUGCAAAUAAUAGAAAGGAUUUUUUUAACCUGAGAGAUUCCCUUUCUAGGAAUUUCUAGGUCCUUCAGUGUUACUGAAUGGUCAACAUCAACCAGAAUUUAGAAAUUUCAAGGGAAUUAAACCCACAAAUGUGGAUGACUGGGUGUAAUUUAUUUAAUAAUAAUAUCUGAUCCUGGAUGAUCUGCCUGUCUCCUUCCUCGAUGAUCUCCUUCCUCGAUGAUCUAUGAUGUCCUCAGUUUCUGAUUAUUUUAUUAUUUGAAAGCCGCACAAUUUCUUUUUGUAAGUCUGAGGUUGUUUGUUCCCCUAACCCUCCAUCCAAUGUCACGUUGCUGCCUUCAUUUAUUUGCAAUAUUUAUUUAUUUGUGGUAUUUUUAUACCACUCUUCUCAACCUCAAAAGGGGACUCUGGGUGGUUCGCAGUGUUGGCAACAAUUCAUUGCCUUUGAUAAAAAACAGUAUAAAACAUCAACAUUGACCCCCCCCCCCUCCUGA
Messenger RNA from Anolis sagrei ordinatus, 2647 nucleotides. RefSeq names its product sialic acid-binding Ig-like lectin 13. The record is from RefSeq and is a predicted model, not a curated record. Lineage: Eukaryota; Metazoa; Chordata; Lepidosauria; Squamata; Anolidae.